Molecule: messenger RNA, 2352 nt
Organism: Rodentolepis nana
Lineage: Eukaryota; Metazoa; Platyhelminthes; Cestoda; Cyclophyllidea; Hymenolepididae
Source: the annotation of a GenBank genome assembly
AUGCCAAAUUUUACAUUUACUCCCCCUCCGGAGGCCCCUGUUUUUCACCCUACUUUGAAAGAAUUUGAGGACCCAUUGCUUUAUCUUGAAAAAAUCCGUCCCAUUGGAAUAAAAACUGGCAUUUGCAAGAUCAUCCCUCCUAAGGGAUGGAAACCACCAUUCGGAGUUGAUGUUCGAACUUUCCGUUUCACUCCUCGUAUUCAGCGUCUUUAUGAGCUGGAAGCUCACUCGCGUUUAGAACUCGAAUUCAAGGCUCGUCUCUAUGAGUUCUACCAACUAAAUGGCAAUAAAAAACUGAGAGCCCCCUUUAUUGGUGGUCAGUAUCUUAAUCUCUACUUUUUCUUCAAGUACGUAAUGGAUGAAGGUGGUUACCUUAAUGUUACUUCUUCAAUGCUCUGGGGUAAAAUCGCCGAAAAACUAGGUUAUACCAGCACGAAAUAUGGCCCAAUAAUGAAAACGUAUUAUGAAAAGCUUCUGCUUGAAUACGAGCUAAUAAUGUAUCAUGAUCCCGUGGCUAAUAAUAUCUUAAAAAGACCUCCAGAUGGUGUCAUCAGUGCGAAAUCUUCUCCUGCAAAGAGAACCCGAUUACGCAAUUCAGAAGUUCAAGACGACUUGAGAAUCGAUUAUUCUGCUAAUAAAGAGCUGAGAAAUCUCCAGUUCUUUGGAGCAGGACCAAAAAUACCCUUACCCGUUACAGAUAGCGCUUCCUCGGAUGCGGUGGAAGGGGGGCAAGAAGUACAGGAAAAUGAGGGCAAUGAAGUCUGUAAAGUUUGCCACAGGGGUACCAAUCCGGAGAAACUGAUGAUAUGCUCGGUUAAGUCUUGUGAGGCCAUCUACCACACCUACUGUCUCAAUCCGCCCUUGAAUGAUGUGCCCACGUAUCUCUGGAGGUGUCCCCAAUGCAUUCGUAUGGUUAUUUCACGCCCUUUCGAACCCAUCGGAUUCGCCCAAUCCUCUCGGUCAUACUCCCUCGCCGAAUUCGGUGUUCAUGCUGAUGCAUUCAAGCAGAAGUACUUUAAAAGGAGCCCUACGAAAGGCUCCAGAGGGCCACCCCUCUGUGCAAUACGUGCCUUGGACCCCUCACUUAUUCGUUCAUUUAUGCUCUCAUAUGGAAAUAGAGGCGAUUGUUUAAUCUUAUAUCCAGUCACUCAGUUACUAAUGUUUCUAUAUCGUGAAGCGGUUGAUUAUUAUUUUAGCAAAUCCUUUAUGAAAGUAGCUGCUAAGUUAUAUCCAGUGAAUGAAGUCAUUAAGGGUGAACCGAAGACCUGGUACGGUGUAUCCCCAGAAGACGCCGAACUUUUCGAAAAAGCGAUGACGAAAUUAGCCGGAGAGUUAUUCGACAAGUCUCCCGACCUUCUUCAUCACAUCACCACCACCAUGAACCCCAAUCUACUGCAGAAAGAGGGUGUUCCCAUUUACCGCACCGACCAACACUGUGGGGAGUUUGUUGUCACCUUUCCUCGUGCCUAUCACGCUGGUUUCAACCAGGGAUUCAACUUUGCCGAAGCUGUCAAUGUUUGCCCUCCCGCUUGGUUACCCAUUGGUCGCGCUUGUGUAGAACACUACGCCGAAGUUCGUCGUCAAUGCGUUUUCUCCAAUGACGAGCUUCUCUAUCGUCUUGCUGAGGUUAUUUCUGGUCGUCGGGAAAUGACAGAUAUUGCAAAUUACACGGAGAUGGCAGCCCAAUGCUACCAGGAUCGCGAUUCCUCCACACGUACUUGUUUCGGCGUGGAAGAUUUGCGUAUGAUCCACUCUGAAUUCUCCACUGUUGUUGGACACGAGGUACGAGUACGCAAGGACCUCCUGACACGUGUCAAACAGGCUGUGAAGUAUCCGGUCUACCUUCUUGCAGCUGAGGAUGAAGAUGAAAAUGACGACGACGAUAGAAUUUGUGCUGUCUGCCAGACAACCCUCUUCUUCUCGGCCAUUGUUUGUCCAUGCAAAGCACCACCAGAUUUGGCCAAAAAGAGAGAAGGGGGCAGUGUGAAGAAACGUGGAUGCGUGCCAGCUGCACCAAGUUGUGCCGACGGUAAACCAAAUCAUGCAUUCAUGGUGUGUCUGGAACACGCAGACAAGGUAUGCGAGAACUGUCCUCUUUCUGAGUGCACUCUCUACUACACACAUGAAUUUGAGGACCUGGAAUCCAUGCGUGACGCCAUUGCUACGAGAAUGAACAACUACGACACUUGGCUGACUACGUUUGUUCCAUUCUUCCUUCCUGAAGGCUCAACUACUCUCAAUGCUUCUGCGAUUGACAAACCAGAAAACGAGGAGAAAUCUCGUUCUCGGAUUUCAAAGUCACUUCCGGUCGUUGCUAAGAUUCCUCUUUCGACUUUUGAGGUGAGGUCAUAG